Molecule: messenger RNA, 546 nt
Organism: Dibothriocephalus latus
Lineage: Eukaryota; Metazoa; Platyhelminthes; Cestoda; Diphyllobothriidea; Diphyllobothriidae
Source: the annotation of a GenBank genome assembly
AUGCUGAGCUUUAUAAGCGCACAUAUCAGGCUUCGCGACACAGAACGGGCAUCGGGCUCCAGCCACUUGGAUAUGAAACACGGGCUUGUGCGAAUGUUAAUCUGCGUUCUGCUUGCAGUCACUAUAAAUGAAAUUGAGCCUGGAUUUCCGACUGACUGUGGACUUCCCGCCAUCCAAAGAGAAGUCAAGGAGGAAGCCGAACAGAUGAAAGCUCGUGCAACGCCCCAUAGUUGGCCUUGGCAUGUUGGAUUAUGGUCUACGAAAUAUGGGCAGGUCCCCUACUGUGGAGGGACACUUAUCAACCGUUCUCUCGUCUUAACUGCGGCGCACUGUCUAAUUGAUUUAUUCGGAUGUAAUCCGCACCCUGCCGAAGGUUUCAUUGAGCUGACAGCUGUAACGACUGAAAAGCUCUUUGUGCUUGUCGGUACUCACGAUUUCGUCAGAGAAGAUGUCUCUCAGAAGUUGCGUCUCGUGCGUUAUGCACGUUUCCAUCCGCUCUACGACGCCAAUGCCAUUGCAAGUCCUUUCGACGUUGUGCUAUUAAAG